CCCGUCCCGAGCGAGCCCCGCGAUGCUGGCGCCGGGCGGGCCCAGCCCCGCGCAGACCUGCGGGGCCGUGGUGGUGGCCGCCGUGCUCCUGCAGUCCGUCUGCGUGGCCGUCACCUUCCUCUACUUCACCAGCGAGCUCAAACAGCUCCAGGACACGUACUCCAAGAGCGGCAUCGCUUGUCUCACCGGGGAGGAAAUCGGAAAUUCCAUCCAAAACUUGGAUGAAAUUGAAGGCGAAGACAGAGAAGCUGAUCCCUGCUGGCAAGUGAAGUGGCACCUGGGAAAGUUAAUUAAAAAGAUUAUGUCGAAAAGCUACGAGGAAAACAUAUCUGCAAUCAACGCUGAAAGAACUCUGGCACUGUCACACACCGACAGGCAGCAGCCACGUGGUCCCAUCCACGGGGCCGCAGCUCAUCUGACGGGCAGCAACAACAGGAGGAGUUCCCUGUUCACACGCUUAGAUUUCUUGCCCAGAAAAGGGUUCGGUCAUAAAAUAAACUGGGAAUCGUCGAGGAAGACCCACUCUUUCCUUUACAAUGUGGAGCUGAGAAAUGGCGAGUUAGUGAUACCCCAGACGGGCCUUUAUUACAUCUACUCACAAAUUUACUUUCGCUUCCGUGAAAACGAGAACGAGGAUUCAGAUUCGCUGGGACAAAUCAGGAACCCCAAACAGCUUGUCCAAUACAUUUACAGACUGACCAAUUACCCUGAGCCCAUUUUGCUCAUGAAAAGUGCAAGAACAAGCUGCUGGUCUAAAAAGGCGGAGUAUGGACUUUAUUCCACCUACCAAGGUGGCGUGUUUCAGCUGAAAAGAGAGGACAGGAUUUUUGUCUCUGUCAGUAACAGCGACUUAGUUGACAUGGAGAAAGAAGCAAGUUUUUUUGGAGCCUUCAUGAUCGGCUAAAAGA
Neopelma chrysocephalum (saffron-crested tyrant-manakin) is the source of this 908-nucleotide messenger RNA. RefSeq names its product TNF superfamily member 10 (gene TNFSF10). Bases 23 to 904 code for a protein of 293 amino acids. Gene Ontology annotation, molecular function: CD40 receptor binding; tumor necrosis factor receptor binding. Gene Ontology annotation, cellular component: membrane. Gene Ontology annotation, biological process: immune response. The record is from RefSeq and is a predicted model, not a curated record. The transcript has 5 exons. NCBI's taxonomy places the organism in Eukaryota, Metazoa, Chordata, Aves, Passeriformes, Pipridae.